CUGUGACGUCAUACGAGGAAGCGCGCUGACUGCUUUUGCACACUGUUUUUCUUGGCUUGACUGUAUGUGUCCAGCCGGAACAUGGACAUGCGUCCUGCGGAGGAGUUACUCAAGGACUGGGAGAGCGAGCAACAGCGUCUUCGUCAGCUGGUGGUGGACCAGGACAGUGAGGUCUGGCAGAGCAGGCCAGACUUUGCAGGUCUGCAGAGAGUCGCUGGGGUGGACCUGUCUUUCAUCAAGGGGGACGAGGUGAACGCUUGUGCUCAGCUGGUGGUCCUGAGUUAUCCAGAUCUCAAGCUCUUAUAUGAAGAUAGUCAGAUGGUGACGCUGACAGCCCCCUACAUCGCUGGCUUCCUGGCUUUCAGGGAAACUCCCUUUCUUCUGGAGGCGCUGCAGCGGCUCAAUGGCAAGGAUCCCUCUCUCAUGCCUCAGGUGGUGUUUGUGGAUGGGAACGGUCUCUUCCACUACAGAGAGUUUGGUCUGGCGUGCCACCUGGGAGUGCUGUCUGAGCUGCCAUGUGUUGGUGUUGCAAAAAACCUGCUCCAGGUGCAAGGAGUGCACAAGUCUGGCGAGCACCAGUCACAGAUUGCUGCCCUGGAGAAAGGUGGCGACAGCUUCCCACUCAUCGCUGCCUCGGGCAAAGUUCUUGGAAAGGCACUGCGUAGUUCUGAGAGCAGCUCAAAACCGGUGUACGUGUCUGUUGGACACAAGAUCAGUCUGGAUACGGCUGUACGACUCACUCAUGCCUGCUGCCGCUACCGUGUCCCAGAGCCUAUCAGACAGUUAGUGUUGAGGGCCUUCAACAUUGUCUCUUGCUGAUUUUGGAAUCCUCUCUCUUGCCUAUAGUUAACUGGUUCUGACAGUCCUUCAGAUGGGGAGUGAACAAAAUGGAGAUGGGUGACUGUAGACAUGUCCACAUAAAGAUGUGUUGCACAGAUCCACUGACAUUUUGAUCAGGCAGAUCUUUUGUGGACAUGAAACCAGUAUUUUCGGUAUUUUAUUUUAGAUAUGAUACGCAUGUUUUGCGUCUUGGCCUGUAUUAUCACAAAGUGACUUUUUGAAAGUGAUGAUGUCAUAGCUCGCACGAGUGCCGGGAGGGACUACAUUUCUUGUAGACGUUCUCCAUGGCUGGUUGUUGAGUCAGGUGCGACAGUUACCAUGCAUCGUCUGCCAUUUUGCUGUAUAUUCUGUGGUUUGUUUACAGCAUGCAAGAUUUUAUGAAUGCUGGGAUCUAGAUUUUUUGUGAACAAGGCUUGAUAUGUGGAAAUGUGCUGCAAUUCCUGGAAUCAGAUGUAUUGUUUUGGGUAAUAAAUGACCGUCAUUGAACUUUUAUUAUUCAUACUAAUAGUUGACACACACACACACGCACAUGCUCAAACUCAUGAGUGCGCACACAACCACAGAAUCUUCCCCUCUUUCACCACGACCCACAUGAGUCCACUAAAAGCCUUAAUGGACUGAUCUGAAAUCCAAAAUUUUUUUUUUCAUUUUCUCAUACUUCUUUUUGCAUUGGCAGGCUGGUGGGAGUUUUAUCAACCGGCAAAAAAUAUUAGGAGAAAGUGGCCGCCUCUGGCCAGUCACUCAUAAUAAAAACAGCCUCAGUUCUAAAUCAUUGGGGCAUCUUAGUGCAAACUAGUUCCCACACAUAAUAUUGCUCUGACACGCAGGAAGAAAUACAGCAGAGUUUUUGUGCAUUCCAUUAUUUUUCUAACUCAGUUUUGUGUCCCCGCACGCACAGAUAUUUAUAUUCUUGGCAGUGUGCUGCCCAGACAGGCACAGUGAGAAGAGGCGUACACACAGUUCUGUCAUCCAAAUUUCAAAGGAAAAGUAAAUUAUUUAUUUCUACUCCUCUGACACUGGUUUAGUCAUUUGUCUUAUUUCCUCCGAAAAGUGAUGACAUCUGCAUGCUUUUCUAGUUGCAUGAGCGAAAUGGACGCUAUGAAAUGUUUUUUUUUUUCCCUACAUUCGUUUUUACACUAAAUUGUAUGUGUGCUGAACUGUGACAACACGGAAACAGUGACUGUUGCUUUAGCCUCCUUUAUGUGAAUUACCGCCACUGUUUGCGCUAUAACUGUGUUUUCAUUGCUGCUGUACUAUAUUUUAGAGCAAGAAGUUUUCAAUAAAAUGACACAAUCAUCUGGAAAAAUCAACAAUCCAACCCUGCAGAUGCAACUAUUCUGGUCUUUCGUGUGCGUUGACGUCUUUGUACAUACCUUUGCAAAGCAAUUAUCAAAUUAUAUUUGAAUUUUUUCUCUACGAAAUUGCAGCUUCUUUUUCGACGCAUGUUUUCCC
Molecule: messenger RNA, 2292 nt
Organism: Synchiropus splendidus (mandarinfish)
Lineage: Eukaryota; Metazoa; Chordata; Actinopteri; Syngnathiformes; Callionymidae
Product: endonuclease V-like
Exons: 8
Coding region: 82-819 (245 amino acids)
Biological process (GO): DNA repair
Cellular component (GO): nucleolus; cytoplasm
Molecular function (GO): single-stranded RNA binding; RNA endonuclease activity producing 5'-phosphomonoesters, hydrolytic mechanism
Source: RefSeq, a predicted model, not a curated record